Acanthocheilonema viteae is the source of this 6150-nucleotide messenger RNA. Lineage: Eukaryota; Metazoa; Nematoda; Chromadorea; Rhabditida; Onchocercidae. The record is from the annotation of a GenBank genome assembly.
AUGACGGUUGGUAGUCACGUGGCGGAAAUAGUGAGACAAGGGAUUUGGGCAUCGCUCACCGGUGGAUGGUACUAUGAACCAGGCUAUACGCUUUUCUGCAAUGCUGUCCAUUUGUAUUUAUGGCUCAUACUCUUUCUUAUUCCUCUCUUGCUAGGACUAUCUUUUGACAGUGUAACGUCAGUGUACAUUGCAGUGGCGUAUGUGACCUUCAUAAUUCUUCUGUUUGUAAUACUCAAAUUCACGGUCUCAUAUUUGCAUAACUUGUUUGACACUGUUGACCCAACUCCUUAUCCACCUGUCCGGUCACUGAAGGUUGGAAGUUUUUCGUGUGAGACGGCGCAAAACUCGAAUGAAAAGCUUAGGGAUGAAGGAAUUGAAAUGGUGGAUUUGCGGAAGAAAUGUGAUGAUGAAGCUGAAGGUUUAUGUUGUAAUGUAUCUCGAAGCUCGUUAGGACAUCGACAGUGUGUGCGAAUUGGUGGAAAUUCUGUUUCAUCUGUAGAUGCAGAAAUACGGAUAUGCAAGGAAGUUGGUGGAGAAUGGAAUGAAGAUCGAAGUAGUGGUCGGCAAUCCGGACAGGGAUUGCUUGCGUCGCCAAUAACAGCACUUCUUCCUGUAGAUAGCCUUGAAUUAUUGCCGACCGGAAUAAGGCAUCAGUCAGACAAUGGCAAAAUUGAAUGCAUUGGGAUCGAUCGAAAGUUUUCUGAACCAUGUUUAAAGGAGGCGCACAGAUGGAAUCGAACACGACGUCGACGUUUGAGUGAUACUGGUCCACUUGUACGUCGUGCAAAAUCAGCCUUCGAAACUUCAAAUAAAGAAGGUGCUGCUAUUGGAUCAAUGUUAAGUGAACGAACGUUAGAAGAAUGCAAACGGAUAACUCGUAAAUCUUAUCCAACGAAAAUGAAUAGUACAGCGGUUUUUCUAUCAAGUGCUCUAACAAAACGCACCUGUCCAUCUCAUUCAGGUGGGCUUAAUUUUGACAGUAAGUCGAAAACUGGUUCGAGUGAUCCAUGUUAUUCAAAUAAGAAAAAUCCUAUUAUGUUUGAUGAAGGCAACGAACAGCAAAUUCCAGAAAGGAUUAGUAUGUUAGACAUACCGUCUACUAGCAAAGAAGCUGAAAAGAAAACUUUUGUUAUGGAAACUGUCGUACACCUAGAGCCGGAUUCUGAACCGAAAACAAAUAUAUCUUCGGGUGAAGGCUGGAGACCCAUCUUUGUUUCUCUUGGUGAUUUGGAAAGACCAUCAACAAGUACAUUACAUCGAACAUCAGAGCGGAUUAACGGAGAUGAUAACAUCUCAAUAAUUGGAAACAACUCGAAAGGAAUAGAUUUAAAGGGUGAAAUUACCAAGUUUUUGGAAGAAUUGAUUGAUAAACAUCCGGAAACGUUGGAUGCUAUUGAAAGUGUAAGAAUGAAUAGAUUAGGACGAGGUCUUAGUUCUGCAAGCUCUUGCCUUCAUUCUCAUCCACCGACUGUGGUACAGCCGAGGAUGGUUGAAAGAAACUCUGCAACAGUAGCGGCACUUUCGAAUUUGGCAAUGAAAGAUGGUACCCAUGUCGCAUUAGAUCACGAGGAUACUUCGCAAGGAGCCGUUCAUUCAUUUCAGGACGAAGAUGGAAAUUGGUGGACAUACGUUUUUGAUGAGCAUGGUGUUGGAACUGCUCAUGUGUUGGGUAGUAGUCGUGCUUUGAUGGAAAUGAUUCAGAACAACAACACUGUAGCCAAUGUAAAACUAGCAGCUUUGUCAGAAAGUGAUUCUGAUUCAACAGAAGAUUCUGAUAUCGAUAAACCGGCAGCAGCAAAUAUAGCUGAAGGUUGUUCGCGCACACAACUUUUGGAAGGUACAUCAUUAUCUGCUACCGAUCGGUGUAGGGCGUUGUCAUCUUCAUCAACAGAAAGCAGCACGUACAUUGCGGACACUCCCAGUGCUAUCUACCACGCUUCAAGCUCUGCACUGAUGUCGAGACAUCCAAAUCAUGAUAGACAAAUAGUAUCGUUUUCUAUGAUGGCUGCUCGCCUCAGAAAUGCUACUAGACGGCGCUCACAUGGGAGUUUUAUUCGUGUUAAUAACUUUCUUGAAGAACAAGCUGCAGAAAGAAUGCCUCAAGUAACUCACCUGAUGUCAACUAAUGAACACCAAAGAGCAUUAGAUGAUGCUAGUCGUGCAUCUAUACGUACUGGCUCACCGCGAGUUCUUCGUCGCAUGCCGUUUUUUUCCGACAUGUCCGGAAUUGGUACAUCGGAUUCAAGCAGAAUUAAUACUCGGAAAAAGAGUCAUUACUAUCGAAUUAAACUGCUUCCUUCUCUUACUGGCGGAAAAGGAAUAAAGUUGGAGAUGGAUCGGCUUUCAGUGGCAGCUUUAUUUGAUCGUAACAGUACUUUAUUUUCAACUCUAUUUGAUAUUUUUUUGGCAUCAGUAGUUGCGCUUCUAACGGCAAUCGUUCUCUCGCGUUCCAUAUAUUAUGAUAUGUCUCUCGUUCUUUUCGCUUUCGUUGUUGCCGGAACACAUUUUUCUUUACUAAAAAGCGUACAGCCAGAUGCGGCAUCACCAAUACAUGGAUUUAAUUGGCUUGUAACAUAUUCAAGACCAAUUUACUUUUCGAUUAUUGCCAUAGCAAUGCUUUUAAUAAGUGGUGAUUGGUGGGAUUAUCGUGACGCAGUCCGUUCUCUAGAAUGGAAAUGGAAUUUUUAUCAUACGCAGAAUGUUUCAUUAAUAUCUAUUCUUUUGGCCUGUCGUAAUAUACUGUCAAUUUUAUUAAUUCUCUUACCUAUUGCUUUUACUUUCGGCUUAUUACCACAGGUAAAUACAUUAGCACUGCAUUUACUGGAGCAAGUGGAAAUGAAUGUUUUUGGUGGAACUGCAAGUUUUUCCUUGUUGUCCGGAUUUAUUCAAAUUAGCAAAAGUUUGAUGGCUUUUGGUUUCCUUUGCUUUAUCUCAAAAAUUGCAAAACGUGCAGAUCCCAAUGGAACACAGAAUGCUUUUUUUUCAGCAUUUAUAGCAGCGGCCGUUGCUGUUUCCUACCUUCUUUCAAGAGGUACGAGCAAUCCUGGUUUUAUGGCACUAGGUUUCCGAUACAUGAUUUCAUCGCCGAAAUGUGUUCAGUUAGAUGCAAAUCAGGAAUCAGAAAGUGAAAUGAAAGACGACGAAGGAACUCCAUGUUUAAAGGAUCCACUACCUGAUGAGUUGCGAGCUAUAAUCAUGAAUCGAAUCAAAAGCGACAUUGCUAUUUCACUUUUGGUUUUACUAUUGUUUUUUGCGCUUCACUGCACUUCGGUUUUCACUGUUGCCCAACCAUUUUUGCAAACAGUAACGUGUAUUGCGUGCAUAGUUUUCGGGUUCACCAAUCACUAUUUAUAUAUGGAACUACGAAAAAACACACCGUGGCGUAUCUUUGCACGACCGAUUUUACGUGCUUAUGAAUUUGCCCAAUUUGAAUCAUCUGUCGCUGCAAAAUUGAUGUAUUUUGAAAUUAUUCACUUUUAUAUGCUUGCCAUUGAAAGAAAUGUGUUAUAUCCUCUGUUGGUGAUAAGUACAGUAACCAGUAAUAAGUGGACAUUGCAUCCCUACUUUAUUGCUCUUUUCGCCUUGCGCAUUCUUCGUUCGGCUUUCUCGCAGCCCCAACUCAUAUUUUUACCGUUGGCAUUUUCUUUUCUUUUAACAAAAGCAGAUCUUGCCAAGUAUUCUGAUAUUGACCGGUACUUUCCGUUGUUUUUUUACUUUGCCGCACUUGUUUGGCCAAAGCUUUUGGAAUUUUCGCUGAAAAUUAAUUUUAUUCUUGCAUAUGUUGCACCAUGGCAAAUCAGCUGGGGUUCGGCAUUUCAUGCUUUUGCACAGCCAUUUAGUGUACCUCACACAGCUUUAUCAUGUAUCCAAACAAUGCUUUCUUCCAUCAUAUCUGCUCCUCUCAAUCCUUUCUUAGGUUCAUCAUUUUUUUUGACAUCUUAUGUACGACCGGUGAAAUUUUGGGAAAAGGAUUAUAAUACGCGUCGUGUGGAUCAUUCAAAUACACGUCUAAUUUCACAAAUUGACCGCGGGCCGAUGAUGGAUGAUAGUAACUUGAAUGCUGUCUUCUAUGAGCAUUUAACAAGAUCACUACAAUUAUCACUGGCAGGCGAUAUUCUCUUGGGACGUUGGUCCACAGCUGUACAACCUGGAGACUGCUUCAUUUUAGCUAGCUAUUAUUUGAAUUGUCUUAUACAUAUUAUUGAGGUCGGCAAUGGUUUUGUGACAUUUCAACUACGAGGUCUUGAAUUCAGAGGGACAUACUGCCAUCAGCGUGAAGUUAAUAUUGUAGUGGAAGCAAUAAGUGAGGAUGUUGGAGAAGGUAUGGGUUGCUGUUGUUGUUCUUUGGGUUCACUUCCUGGUAUGUUGUCGUUAAAUACAACCUGGGUUUUGCGAUGGCUUGCGUGGGAAGUUGUUACAGCGAAAUAUAUUGUUGAUGGUUACUCAAUUACUGAUAAUUCCGCUGUAAAUUUGCUCCAGGUACACGAACUGCGUCGACUAUUAGUUACAUUAUAUGUGAAGAGUAUUAUAUUUUAUGCCCUUAAUUCACCAAAGUUUGCGCAGUGGAUUCGGCUGCCUAAUAUUGGUGUUUCCCGUCAAAGUUUUACGGAACUUUAUGAGAGUUGGAUACUCCAUUGCAUAGAGCAGCAUGCACAACACAAUGCUGAUUUAAAUGCUGAAAAAACUUGCAUCAACAGAAUUAAUGCAUUCUGUUUUGCACUUUCGGUCGUUGGACGGAGAGCACUUGCAGCUGCAGCGCAUAAUCGUCAUGCAAAUGCUGCUGAAUCAUUUCUUUAUGGCUUACAUGCUUUAUUUAAAGGCGAUUUUAGGGUAACUUGUCAGCGCGACGAGUGGGUGUUUGCCGACAUGGAUUUAUUGCGAUGUGUAGUAGCGCCAGCGGUACGAAUGGCACUGAAACUGCAUCAGGAUCAUUUUACUGCUGGAGAUGAUUUUGAUGAUGCCGCACUGCUCUAUGAACGUAUCAUACAUCAUUUGACAAGAUUAUUUAUUUCACAUGAACAUGAUCCCGCUUGGAGAAGAGCUAUUAUAGCAAAUACACCGAUCCUGUUAGCUCUGCGACACAUUUAUGACGAUGGUCAAGAUGACUACAAAAUUAUUAUGCUGAACAAAAUGCACCUCAACAUGAGAGUAAUAAAAUUGAAUCGCGAAUGUGUUCGUGCGUUCUGGGCUGGACAGCAGCAAGAGUUAAUUUUUCUGCGAAAUCGGAAUCCGGAAAGAGGGUCGAUUCAAAAUGCUCGUCAAGUUUUGAGAAAUAUGAUAAACAGCAGUGCGGAUCAGCCAAUUGGUUAUCCAAUCUAUGUGUCUCCUCUCACCACUUCUUUUAUUGAUUCACAUCCUCAAGUACGCUCAUUGAGUAUCCCACCAAUGAUAUUUGAAUUUAUGUCUCGAUCUCUUCACUUACUGUGGACUUCAGUGAGAUUGAAUUUUGGUACCAGCGGAAGCAGCAAUAUACCAACGCAGCUCAUAACGGCAACAACUACGGCAGGAAUUGUAACACGCACUAAUUCAAGUAACGAAGGUCAAGCUAGCACGGAACAUCAAAGUGGGUCACUCAGUUUCGCUGCUGCAUCUGCUACAACUGUCCAAAACAACAGACGACGAUAUGCAUCGACUACUAUGCUUAGAAGGGAAAACUCUAUUGUUUCGGUUGCUGGCGAUGGUGCUACGAAAGUAACACUGUGCAAAGAUGCUUUAAAAUCUCUCGAAGCAAAUGAUACAGCGCAUAUAGGUGGAUUGUUACUAGAUUCUUCGCGAGGUGAACAAAUUCAAUAUGCUAAAAUUACUGAUAUGGAACAAGUCUUUACAUGCCUAGAUGAGCCUUUAAAAUCGACCGGUGAAGCGCUAGUAACUUGGCCUCAUGUUCGGUGGCAAACACUCGGUGGUCGUAGUUCGUGGGAUUGGAUGCCAUUGAAGGGUCAUCGAGGGAAAGUUGUACAUAAAUGGGUACCACUUCAUCCGCGACGUGAACGGCGAUCACAUGCAGGAACGAUCUAUUUGCUGUGUGUAAAGGAAAUGGGUGGUUGUUAUGUUCCCGUUGGUGAGAAUGGGAUCGAAUUCAUCACAAAAGAAGAGUACGAACGUGAUGUGAGAGCUGAAACGGCUGUCAAAAUGGAAACUUUAAAGACCUGA